Dipodomys ordii (Ord's kangaroo rat) is the source of this 1182-nucleotide messenger RNA. RefSeq names its product transcriptional adapter 3-like. Gene Ontology annotation, cellular component: SAGA complex. The coding region runs from base 403 to 1182 and encodes 259 amino acids. The record is from RefSeq and is a predicted model, not a curated record. NCBI's taxonomy places the organism in Eukaryota, Metazoa, Chordata, Mammalia, Rodentia, Heteromyidae. The transcript is spliced from 4 exons. Gene Ontology annotation, biological process: regulation of transcription by RNA polymerase II. Gene Ontology annotation, molecular function: transcription coactivator activity.
CCACCCCGUCCCGGCGGUUCCUAGGGUUCGCCCAGGGCCUAUCGCCCUCGCCCCGCCGGGCCUGCCCGCACCCCGGGCCCCGCAGGCUGGUCGGGCUCCCCGCCCGGCUCCCCGCCCCUCGUCAGCCGCGGGGGGCCCGCCCAUAAGCCCGUUCCGAGGCGGUUGCUCCGGUCGCCCCGGACUCCCCGCCCCUUCCGCGGCCAGGGAGCCGUCGGAGGCCUGGGGGCCGCGUUAGGGGCUCUCUAGAGGACGGGGACCCUGGAGGCGGGACCCUGGGGCGACCCACGGCUGGGGUCAGCCAUUAAGCAGUCCCACUUGUGUACCAGGCACUGAGCUGGGCUCUUGACGAGCAUCAACUCCUAAUCCUCCGAACAUCCCAGGGAGGGUCUCAUCUCCUGGGCCAUGAGUGAGCUAAAGGACUGCCCAUUGCAAUUCCACGACUUCAAGUCUGUGGACCACCUGAAGGUCUGUCCCCGCUACACGGCGGUGCUGGCCCGCUCGGAGGAUGAUGGCAUCGGUAUCGAGGAGCUGGACACCCUGCAGCUGGAGCUGGAGACACUGCUGUCUUCUGCGAGCCGCCGCCUGCGUGUGCUGGAGGCUGAAACCCAGAUCCUCACUGAUUGGCAGGAUAAGAAAGGUGAUCGCAGAUUCCUGAAGCUGGGUCGAGACCAUGAGCUUGGAGCUCCCCCCAAACAUGGGAAGCCCAAGAAGCAGAAACUGGAAGGGAAGAUGGGACAUGGGCCAGGCCCUGGCCCUGGGCGACCCAAAUCCAAAAACCUUCAGCCCAAGAUCCAGGAAUAUGAAUUCACUGAUGACCCAAUCGAUGUGCCACGGAUCCCAAAGAAUGAUGCUCCUAACAGGUUUUGGGCAUCCGUGGAGCCUUACUGUGCCGAUAUCACCAGCGAGGAGGUGCGCACGCUGGAGGAACUUCUGAAGCCCCCUGAAGACGAGGCGGAGCAUUACAAGGUAGAAACCCCCAGAGACCUAGAACAGGAGAGCUCAGAGUGGCCUCAGGAUACAGCUAGUAAAGGCUUCCUGCCUCCUGUCUGCCCGAGCUCAGACUCUGCUUUCUGCUGGCAGAACCUCCCCGACGGCACCUGGGCUUUGGCGUCUCUGAUGUCCGCCCUGUCCCUUGUGUUCCUCCCCUCUGCUGUGGUUCAAGCCCUCACCCCGUUUUACUAG